CAACCAAUAAAGAAAAUUAUGUUUGUCAGGUUAACAAUUUGUAGGUCGUUUAUUCCUAUGUUUAUUGAUUUCAAACUUGUGCAAGGAUAGACAAAACCUUUAUUUUAUUUCAUGUUCUUUGUUGGAUUGAUUAAUAUAUGUAGGUUAAAUGCCUGUCGAGCAAUUUUAGUUUGUUUUGUAGGCCUAUUGCAUUGCAUCGUUUCCGAAGUUGAGGGACUAAACUAAAGUUUAAAUGAUUACCAGGCGUCAUUGAGCUUCGAGGCUGAACCACAAUGGCCGCAAGCAAAACCAGUUUGUGUGCACCAUGCGAAUCCCGAGGUACUUCCUUAAAAGCUGUAAAGUACUGUGAAACAUGCCGAGAACCAUUAUGUAAACAUUGUGCCGAACUACACAAAGCUUUUAAAGCCACAAAGAACCACAAAUUGGUUAAAUCUGGAGAACAACAGUCGUUGAAAAUAACUUGUGAUUUAGAUAAUUUCCAGAUGUGUGCACAACACCCAAACAAGCAAACUGAAUUUUACUGCGGAGAUCAUAGUUUAUUAUUGUGCAGUCUGUGUUUGUUAAAAUCUGAAGCGCACAAACAUUGUAACAAAGUAGUUGAAAUGGAAAUUGCUGGAAAGGCCUUUACUGAUAGUCAGUUUACAAACAAAAUCAGAGAUGCUUGCUUAAAAAAUGCUGAAUCAGCAGAAAGCACUAUAACUGAAAUUAAAGCAGCUAAGGCAUAUACAAGUGAUAGCUUAAAAGUUUUACGUAGCGAACUUGAAAGCGUACGUUCAAAAAUGCUUGAUGCAUUUGACCGUCAAACGAAUCAUAUCAUCCAAGUAAUUUCUGGUGACCUUCUCCACAAUAGUAGUACAUGUGAUGAAGCGUUUCAUGAUCUGAGAAGUCUUGCAAAUAUGGCUGUAGAAAAUGAAAAUGCGUUUGAAAACAUAAUUAAUAAUGGAGCUGCAGUUGAUGUGUUUCGAGGCGCCUUUUCUAUUCUCCGACAGUGUAAAGAUUUCAAGAAAGAAAUAGAACAGAUUAAACGAAAAUGUUCUCGUCUGACUGUUACAUUUGAAAAAUCUGAUCUUGUUAACAGAUUAGAAAAAGAACAAAAUCCGUUACUAUUCUGUAAAGUGGAGAAGGUUGCUUUCGAAAAUUCCAAUUCCUGCUCGGAUCAGCUGAAUCUAGAUUUCAAACAAUGCAUAUCUAAAAUACCAAAUGAGAUUGUGAAUAUCAGAAUGAUAAGCAAUAGUCACGAACUAGUUGGAAAAAGUGAUUCAGUCCAAGCCAUUAGUAUGCCGCCAGCGGGUUCUACUCAAGAUUUAGGAUCAACGAGGAGUGAUGCAGCUUUAGGAAAAGAAUUUGGAGAAGUAAAAUCAUUCCAAAAACAACUGCCAAAGAAGGUUCCUGUUGUUUCAAGUACUUCUCCUUCCGUUUAUAAACUAUCUUACUGCCGAGGAUUUCACGUAGAACUUUCAGAUGAUAGGAUUCCAUGGUUCAGUGGAAUAGUUUGCCUUCCGGAUGAAAGACUUAUCUUGUCUGAUUGCAGGUAUUCGCGAAUAAUCAUGGUUAGAAAUACCACGUGCGUCGCAGAAAAAAAUAUCCAAUACAUACCUGGAAAUCUAACUCUUUUCAACGAUCUCCUUGCUGUUUGCCUCAUGAAAACAAAUAAGGUGUUCUUCAUGAAAAUAGGAGAGGAUUAUCUCAUAAAAGACAGAUGUAUACAAACUAGAUUUCAUCCAAAAUGCUUACAAGCAGUAGACGACCAUCGGAUACUGGUUUCCUGUCAAGAUAGGGAGAAGGAUUGGUAUUUGGAUAUUAUUACCAUUCAAGGACUUGAAUGCCGAACUGCUGGUAUAAAAUUGAAUGGAUUUUAUGAUGGUUUUAAACUUGCUGUUCAACAUUGUUCGGAUGCAGCAAACAACUUUAGAAUCAUUCAGUACUGUGGAGUUAGUGACAGAUUGCAAUGCUUUAACCAGGACGGCGGUUCCUUCCUGUUUAGAUGCAAUGUUGACCGUAUCUCAUCCGUAUUAACAAACUCGGAUGGGUACAUAUUUGUUAUUCGGUACACAGGCGAAAUUCAGGUAUUGUCUCCUGAUGGAACGUUCGUAACGGGUCUUCAUAGAUCAGUUAUGCAUAAAGCUUAUUUCGCAGCAUUUAAUGAUUCAAUGAACAAACUAUAUGUAACAACAUACAAAAGUCCGCUGGUGCAUGUCGUGGACGUAAAGCGAAAUAAACAAAAUAAUAAUUAAACAAAAACACAAAUAAAUCAAAUUUUGGUAACCAUGAACAAUAUUAUGUUAAGUGGAUUCAGUUUUGUUUAACUCCCUGGGGCCGAAAUGCGACUGUAGGCGUUAUAUUUUCUACCCCUGUAGCGUCGAUAUGUGACUAUACGCGCGUUAUCAGGACUCCCCAGGACGGCGAUUGACGAGUAUAGUCGCGGCACCGACAUAAUUUUAGAUAAUGUUGACAAAGGCAAAAUUACUUUGCAUACUGGCUAUUAUUUCUUUGAUGUAAUAAUUACUAGUUGUGCUAAUAAUUAGUUCCAUUGUUAAAAUAAAUGUAUGUAACUAUGCGGUAAUGUAAAUGGAAUAAAAAGACGAUCUCCGCUGUGUUUCGUUCAUACUGUAUUUCAAAAGAGUAAAAAAAUGUCGUCGGCCAGAGAUCUUUCUUAAAAUGAAGAAAAUAUUUAUUUAUUAUAAUGCUGAUUCUGGAAUAUCAGUUCCGUCGGAUGAUGAUUCCGACAAUGCGAUUCCAUUAUCAGACAAAUGAAUGGUUGAAGGCUGAAAUAUUGGUACACUUACAUUACAUACGAUACAAAUGGACAAAAAAUAACACAACAAAACAUGUUUCAUAAAAUAUAAAGAAGUAUAUGUAAAUAAAUGCAUGUUUGUAAAUUUAAUAAUUAUUCAAAGAUGGGUGUAAAUAUUACAACUUAACUGUCUCAGCGCGUGACAUACAACAUUUGUGUACAUGUUUAGAAAUAGAUUAUACAUAAAAAAACCCACUGAUAUUCACACAAUAACGGGUGUAAGUUUAAGUAAUGUUGAUGUAAAUAUUCAGUGUUUAUGAUGCAUUUCUAAUGGGAAUUUAAUGUUCAAGUAUCUAUUAAACGCAGUAGGUGUGUUAAAAUUAUGAAUAUUUCGAAGUGAAAAUUUUGUUCUAUUUGAAUAUACGAAAUUGGAUAUAAAAAAUAUUUGUUCAAACUUCGAAUAAUUUGUAAGUUUUUUUCAAUUUACACCCAAGUUAAUUUCCCUGCAUGAUUUCAACUGACUGUAUGCGAGUGUGAUUAUGAUAAGGUUAGAUAAUGUUCUUCGACGUCAGGUGGUAAUUCUUAUCCCGCCGCAGCAGGUAUGUUACGAUAUCGGCCUCAGGGAGUUAAUUAAAAUGAA
Molecule: messenger RNA, 3374 nt
Organism: Mercenaria mercenaria
Lineage: Eukaryota; Metazoa; Mollusca; Bivalvia; Venerida; Veneridae
Exons: 2
Coding region: 273-2234 (653 amino acids)
Molecular function (GO): zinc ion binding
Source: RefSeq, a predicted model, not a curated record